Messenger RNA from Cutaneotrichosporon oleaginosum, 399 nucleotides. RefSeq lists its product as uncharacterized. The record is from RefSeq and is a predicted model, not a curated record. Lineage: Eukaryota; Fungi; Basidiomycota; Tremellomycetes; Trichosporonales; Trichosporonaceae.
CUUGUGGCGGAAUGCAUUCCAAAACUUUUGUACACCCUCUCUUCCUGGCCAGCUGGCCAGCUGGCUACUGGCUACUGGCUACUGGUUACUGGCUAUCGUCGUCUCCUAAUUAUGCGGCGUGGCUUGCAUCCCUUUACCGCGCGGGAGUGUCAUGCUCUCCGCCACACUGGGCGCGUCGACCUGCCUACAGUACCUGGUCUUGGACCGGGACGAUCAAGCCGGGUGCGGUGCGGGAGGCUCCCUGCGUGCAAAUUCUAUGAGGAACUUGACAACGAGUCCCGGUGCCUGUGCCCGGCACGGCAAUGUUGGUCAAGAGUGCGCGCUGCAGGAGAGAUGAGAGCGGGAGAGGCAGAGAGUAAAAGAAGAGAGAGAGAGAGAGAGAAAAAAGAAAGACAGAAG